Molecule: messenger RNA, 938 nt
Organism: Arvicanthis niloticus (Nile rat)
Lineage: Eukaryota; Metazoa; Chordata; Mammalia; Rodentia; Muridae
Product: C-type lectin domain family 4 member A-like
Source: RefSeq, a predicted model, not a curated record
UUUAUAUAAAAUAUAUUAAGACUGACACAGGUUCCCUGAAGAAAGUAGGUCUCUUCUCAAUAUGGCAUUACCAAACAUUUAUACUGAUGUGAACUUCAAAAAUCAACCUGUUUCCUCAGGCAUCAUCUCAGACUCUUCUUCAUGUGCCAUCUCAGACUCAUCUUCAGCUCUCCCAAAGAAGACCACCAUUCACACAAGUAAUCCUGGCUUUCCCACACUGCUUCUUGCUUUUUUGAUAUUUUUCCUGCUGUUGGCAAUCUUAUUCUCUGUUGCUCUGAUUGUUUUGUUUCAGAUGUAUUCUGAUCUCCUUGAAGAAAAAAAUAGUCUAAACCAACUGAAUCAUGCAAAAUUGCAUUGUAUAAAAAACCACUCAUCUGUGGAAGACAAAAUCUGGAGCUGUUGUCCAAAGAACUGGAAGCCAUUUGGUUCCCGCUGCUACUUCACUUCCAGUGACUCUGCAUCUUGGAAUAAGAGUGAGGAGAAAUGCUCCCUCAGGGGUGCUCAUCUGUUGGUGAUCCGCAGCCAGGAAGAGCAGGAUUUCAUCACCAACACUCUGAACCCUCAUGCUGCUUAUUAUCUGGGGCUGUCAGAUCCAGAAGGCCAUGGACAAUGGCAGUGGGUUGAUCAGACGCCAUACGAUCAAAAUGCCACAUCCUGGCACUCAGACGAACCCAGUGGCAACACAGAAUUGUGUGUUGUGCUAAGUUACCAUCGAAACGUUAAAGGAUGGGGCUGGAGUGUCGCCCCUUGUGACGGUAAUCAUAGGUUGGUUUGUGAGAUGAUGCGACUCUACCUAUGAAUGAAGCCUUCUCAACAGACACACGAUGUGAUUGGAGUGGAAGUUGUGAUUAUAGAGACAACUAGGAAGUUCUUCAUUCAGUCCUCUUAGGGAUCUAACAGGGACUUGCUUCUCUCUCUCUCUCUCUCUCUCUCUCUCU